AGUGAGUUUAACUGGGAAGACAUCGUGAGGAUGCGAUUGACUUUGGCAGUGUGAUUCAAGCAAUUGACCGGUGAAAGUUAAAGCACUCAAAAAGCAGAAUUUUUCAAAAAAGAUCGAAAUGCAAAGCAUGGACCCCUGCACGGAGUACAACGCGGGCAGCCUAGGAGGCCAUGGGAACGAUUACCAGCGGCAGCUUGCUUGGACGCUGCUGCAGCGGGCGAUGCUGGCAGGCUGUGAGUUUAGGCUCGCGUUCGAGAUGGACGACGCCGGCAAGUUUGACGACGUUGGCCUGUUUGUGAACGGCGCGUGGACGCUCAUCCAGACCAAGCACAGUCGGCUGCAAAAACAUAUAACCAAGGAAACGCUGUUUGAAGGUGGCGACGGUGACUUUGCGCUGGGGAAGUAUUUGAAGAGUUACCACAAAAUGAAAUGGAGUCAUGGGGAAGUUGGGAAAAUUAUUCUUUUUACCAAUAGAAGUUUGGACUGGUCGAAGUUUGAGGUGAAUUCGUACUUGGAAGUGAAAUUAGAUGGCAUGCUCGACUUUUCACAAGGAAAACAUCUGCAGUUGAUCAAUCAAGAGGAAAAUAUGAUGAAACUGCUCAGGGAUGAAGCAUUCAAACGUGACUUAAGUGAUAUUCGUGAGGCAAUCGUUGAUUUGUUUAGGAACGAGAAAAUGCACCAAAUACUGGAGGAGUACCACUGCUACUUAAAGGAAGUGUUUGUCAUCGAUGGACAGGACGUAUGUUUGGUGAAAGCAAAGCAACAUAAGAACCCAAUUAUUAAACAACUCUACUCAGAGUUGGAACGAAUAUUAGGAAAAGACUACUGCAAGAUUGAUGCUAAAUUAAUGGGCAAUUUUUGGUCGCUGACAGAAAAUUUAGUCAAGACAGAAAUUGAUCGCAACACUAUUGAGGAUUUCUUUUCAAAAUUAGUUCUGUCGAUUUCACAACCCAGCGUUGAGGCACUGCGAGAAGUAAUGAUCAGCGAAGGACGACGUUGGAUGCUCAGCUGGGUACGACCUGACGAUUUGGGGCGAAUGGAUGGGAGUUUUGAUAAGGUGCCGUUGGAUAUAAUUAUGAAAGAGUUUGAUAACUAUGAAAAGUCUGAAAAGGUUAUAAUUGCAAAGGGUAAAAAACAAAUUAGAAAAGAUUUUUUGGAUACUCAGAAAGGCAACGAAAUCAUGAGAAAAAUUAAAGAAAAAUUGCUAGCAGACAUACAAAUAGGUAGCCAUCGAUCGUGUGCAAGUUUUGAACAAACCGAACAUUACUACAUUAAUCGGAAAAUUUGCUUUCAAGACACUUUUGUUAAAAUGUUAGACACUGAGUUUGUUCAGCAACUUUUCGCAUCAUUCAAGAACCAGAGCUGUUUCGUUCUCACGGCUCAACCAGGCAUGGGAAAAAGUACUCUCUGGCAGUAUUUGGCAUUUCAAGCUCAACAACUUCACUCGGAUAAGGCCGUGCUCUUGGUUUACUUGAACAAUUUGUCAGGCGUUGCGCCAAGCAUUAAUACGUUGGAAGAUAUUUCAAGCUCAAACGUCUUUAAGAAUGAGCUUUCCAAUAAAAACGUUCAACUACUUGUGAACGAGAGUAAAAGCGAAAUAAUAUUAUUUCUGGAUGCUUUCGAUGAAGUUAGAACAGAAAACCGUGAAAAUACUUUGAAACUUAUUAGAGUAUUAUUACAAAAGAAAAACAUUAAAAUAAUUGUAAGUGGUAGACGACACAUCAAGAAUUAUCUCGUCGAAAGUCUCAAGGCGGUUUCGAUGGAGCUGCAAGCAUUUGACUGUGACGAGCAGAUAAUGUUUCUGAAAAAGUAUUGGAAAAAAAGUGCUACCGACCCAGCAAGAUUCAAAACAUUUGCUGAUAAAAUAGUUGCAAAAUUUCACCGCGACAUUUCCAGCAAAGAGUACGACUUUACCGGUGUUCCACUGAUGAUCAGAAUGGUGGCGGAAAUUUUCGCCGGGCCGUUUGAAAAGUAUCUCGAAUCGAACGAUGGUUUGAACUCAAUUGUACGUGGAGAGAAAAUGAGCCUGAUUGGUUUGUACGAGCAGUUUGGCCGGAAGUGUAUAAAAAUUACAAUGAACAAAAAGUACAACGUUGACAGCAAUAAAGAGCCAGAUCGGUUGUUUGACUCAACAGUGACAGCAAUAGAUUACGAUUAUCAGGUGCUUGCUGUAGAACGAUUGUUUUCAUUUGAACUAAUACCAUUCAUAGCGAACAAAAAGUAUCACGAAACAUUGCAAUCGAUCAGAGAAAGAAUCGAGGAUCAGCAGUCUCUGAUAAUCGAAGUAGUUGCUACAGAUGUACGAUUUACACACUUAUCUUUUGCCGAGUAUUAUGCAGCAAAGCAUUUGUUUGAAUUUUGUGGUUUAAAGGAGGCUCAUUUUUGCAAAAGAUACAUUUGGAGGGACCUUCAAAGGCGUAAAGUUGUGCGCAUUUUCUUUCUGGCGAUGAUUGAGUCAAACAUCGUUAUAAAUUCGAAAGACGUGGGCAAAAGUAUGGCUAAGUUGAGCCAGCAAGAUAUAAACAGGCUUAAGCUGUUGAAGGAAUGUGGCACAGAAGUUAUUUGUUGGGCUUGCAAAAGUGACUUUGAGAACAUUGUGAAAGGUUUGCACUAUUUGCAUGAUCCCUUUACCUUUGAAAAUGUGAGAAAUGGCAUGGGAAGACCCCUGCUUCGGAUAUCGUUUGAAAGUGGCGCACGAAAAGUUGACGAAUUUUUAAAAGAAAUUUUCAAACAGAGUGCGACCUGCAAGUAUCCUCUUCAUCUGGCUGUUGAAAGCAAUCGACUGGAUGUGGUGAAACAAUUAAUUGCCGGUCAGAUGGAUGUCAAUUUACUUGAUGACGAAGGAAACACUCCAAUAUUUCGAGUCAAGUCGUUCGAGAUGAUUGAUUAUUUAUUACAAAAAGGUGCAAACCUAAAUGUCGCAAAUCAAUUUCAAAGUACUAUGCUUUUUAAUAUCGUGUUUUAUGGAGAGUUUGACUCCCUACCGUUCUUAUUUGAAUUGAAAGAUUCAAAUGGGUACGAACUUUCCAAAAUAAUAAAUGUUCCAAAUGAUAUUGGGGAAACUCUUCUUCAUGUGGCUUGUCGAACCGGUAACUUGAAAAUAGUUAAGCUUCUGAUCCAAAAAGGUGCUGAUGUAAACUUAAAAAACAAAAGCUCUGAUACGCCGUUAGAUCUUGCAUUGAAAUUGUUCCACCUGGAUGUUGUGAAAUAUUUGCAUCAUGAGUGUAACGCUGUCACAAACCUUUUCAAUGCUGGAAUGUCCGAUUUUUUGUCGAACUCCGCUGGUAAAAAUUGUUUAAUCGUUCAAAUAAGUGAAAAUACAGUCAACUGUACCUGCACCGAUAUCGCAGAGACUGUUGAAGCCGAAUGCACUGUCAAAAAUGCUAUUCGAACAUGUCUCUUUGUAAACAUGGACUUCAAUUUAAGGGAUAACAAUGGCAACUCUGCACUUCACCUAGUGGCCAAAUCUGGGUGCAUCGAAGCGAUGAAGAUUCUUUGCAAAAAUAAGGUUCAAAUAAAUGGCCAAAACAUUGAAGGGAAAACUCCCCUUCAUUUUGCUGUUAAAAACGGAUCCUACCACCUUGUUGAGUUUCUGGUCUCUCAAGGGAGUGACCUUACUUUAACUGAUAAAACUGGGAACACAGUUUUACAUUCAGCGGCGAAAGUAUGCGAUGAGAAAAUGAUCAACACAUUGAUCGAAAUGUUUCGAUCGCAGUCACUGUCACUGGAUACCGAGAACUUUAAUGGGAAAAGUCCACUUUAUAUUGCAUUAAACGGAUGUAAGGAAACAACUGUAAAACUCUUACUCGAUGCAGGGGCCAACAUAAAUUCAUUGUUUAGUCUACAGUUUGAGUGCAACUUCAGAUUAAGUCAAAUAAUAGAUCUUUGGAAGUUCUCAGGUACAACCUUUCAGUGUUUACUUGAUAAAACAAACAAAUGUUUACUCAAAGACGAAAAUCUCCUUCGUUUGGCAGCUGACUUGGGAUGUGAAAAAUCAGUCAAAAUCCUCAUCGAAGCUGGAAUGAAUAUCAAUGCAAUUUUUUUUAUUGAAUCUUUACAACCUUGGCUAAAAAAUAACCCAGAUUCUUCAACUAAAACAGCACUUCACAUUGCUGCGCAACGCGGUCAUAACGAUGUGAUCAAACUGUUGAUAAACUUGAAAGCUGACGUAAACAUUCAAAACGGAAAGGGACAAUCUCCACUCCACUUUUCACCAACACCAAAAACGUACAAUUUAUUGGUUCGAGAAGGCGCCGACGAAAAUGUAACGGAUUUUGAAGGAAACACUGUUUUACACAUCGCAGCAAGGGACAAUCGCUUGGAAUUGGUUGAAUUUCUACUGAACAAAAUAUCCUCCGAUGUUGACUGUAAGAAUAGGAUAGGUCAAACUGCCUUCCAUUUUGCUUCCUAUGGUGGGCAUGAAAGGAUAGUGGAAUUGCUUAUCAGAAAAAACGCAAACAUUAAUGUGAAAGACGAUUUAGCGAAGACUGCGAUUUUCUACGCAGUUAAAAGAGAGCACUCCAGCAUGAUCCGUUGUUUGAAAAAGCAUUCAGCGGAAAUUGAUUUGAAUGAUUAUAAGGGUAUGUUGCACACAGCUGUACGUCAGUAUAAGACGGAACAAGUUGUUUCGCUACUCAUGGUCGGAGUCGAUGUCAACGAAGUCGAUGAAUAUGGUAGAACUGCCCUGCAUUGGGCCGCAUCACUUGCCCAUUCAGAAGCUGUGUUUCAAUUGGUAGCUGCCGGUGCAAAUGUCAACACCUUGGACAAGUAUGGCAAUUAUCCUUUAAAUUAUGCUGCAGUUUGCUACAAUUUGCAAGAACACAUGAUUGGAUACCUCAUAGAUUAUUCGACCAACAUUGACCAUAGAGAUAAUUUCGGAGAACCUCCCCUUCAUUCAGCAAUUAGGAAUAGUCAUUCAGAUUACCUCACAAACAUACUUAUCGCAAAGCACGCAUCCAUUUAUUCAGUAGAUCUUAACGGAAAUACACCUCUACACCAGGCAAUUUCAAGAAACAAAGACGGUGUGAUUCACCUACUCAUUGACCUUCUAGCACCACCAGAGUUGACCAGCCAAAACAAUCGGGGAGAAAUUCCACUUCAUUUGGCAGUUAGGGAAAAUAAAUUUGAACUGGUUGUAAAGCUAGUUGAAAAGGGGGCGUAUAUAGAAAUUACACAACAGAAAACUGCGCUUGAAUUGGCGCGAGACAAAAAUUACUGGGACAUUUAUGAGUAUUUAACAAAGAAAUUGGAACUACGAUACGAAGUGGAGCCGUUAAAGUAUUAGACAAUGCUAAGGUCUGCCUGAAAAAUAAAGCGAUUUCUAUUAUAACA
This is a messenger RNA of Culex pipiens pallens (northern house mosquito), 5331 nucleotides long. RefSeq lists its product as uncharacterized. The record is from RefSeq and is a predicted model, not a curated record. Bases 119 to 5284 code for a protein of 1721 amino acids. Gene Ontology annotation, molecular function: protein binding. Lineage: Eukaryota; Metazoa; Arthropoda; Insecta; Diptera; Culicidae. The transcript is spliced from 2 exons.